AUGUCCAACGGUUCCGAACAACAAGCCAAAGAUCUCAUUGCUCAGGCUCAAAAAAAGCUGAAAAGCUGGUCACUCUUUGGCCCAUCCAAUAAAUACGAAGAUGCUGCGGAAAUCUAUGAAAAGGCCGGCAACAUGUAUAAACUAGCCCAACAAUGGUCACUGGCUGGCGAUGCAUUUACCGAAGCGGCCAAACUAUACAAGAAAGGCAACAGUGCCAAGUUUGAUGGUUCGAGAGCAUAUGAAAAUGCAGCAAAGUGUUAUAAGCGAAAUCAGCCCGCAGAUGCUGUAUUUGCUUUGAAGGAAGCGAUUUUGUUGGAUCAAGAAGGAGGCAACUUUCGAGCCGCAGCGAGACAUUAUCAGGAGGCGGCCGAAUUAUGCGAAAACGAUCUCAACGACAGCAAAGAAGCCUAUGAGUCUUAUCAAAAAGCAGCCGAGCUAUUUCUUGCCGACGAUUCCCCGGCACUGGCCAACAAGUGUCUCCUCAAAGUUGCUCAGAUUGCCGCGGAGAUGGAUAUGUACGAUGUGGCCAUUGACAAAUUUGAACAAGUGGCGGCUGCCUCGGUCGACGACGCUCUACUCAAAUGGUCCCUGAAAGAAUACUUUUUGAAAGCCGGUUUAUGUCAUUUAUGUACUGGUGAUAUCAUACGAACGAAACAGGCCGUCAACGGUUAUUGCGCCAUGGAUAUGUCAUUUGAAACCACUCGAGAAUAUAACCUUUUAAAGAAUAUCAUUAAUUGCGUUGAUAAUGGCGAAGUGGAACAGUUUACGCAGUGUGUGUAUGAAUACGAUAAACUUACCCGGUUAGACAGCUGGAAGACGGCUCUUCUCUUGAAAAUCAAGAAAUCUAUCGAAAUGGAGGACCUGCGCUAA
Messenger RNA from Radiomyces spectabilis, 870 nucleotides. Its product is annotated as soluble NSF attachment protein. The record is from RefSeq and is a predicted model, not a curated record. NCBI's taxonomy places the organism in Eukaryota, Fungi, Mucoromycota, Mucoromycetes, Mucorales, Radiomycetaceae. Gene Ontology annotation, molecular function: soluble NSF attachment protein activity; syntaxin binding. The transcript is spliced from 6 exons. Gene Ontology annotation, biological process: intracellular protein transport; SNARE complex disassembly. The coding region runs from base 1 to 870 and encodes 289 amino acids. Gene Ontology annotation, cellular component: vacuolar membrane; SNARE complex.